Molecule: messenger RNA, 582 nt
Organism: Gossypium arboreum
Lineage: Eukaryota; Viridiplantae; Streptophyta; Magnoliopsida; Malvales; Malvaceae
Product: SAL1 phosphatase-like
Exons: 4
Coding region: 1-582 (193 amino acids)
Biological process (GO): sulfate assimilation
Molecular function (GO): 3'(2'),5'-bisphosphate nucleotidase activity
Source: RefSeq, a predicted model, not a curated record
AUGCAAGAUAAACCACAAGUCUGUCUUGGUUUUGAUAUAUGUUAUAUAUGGAUUUCUUUACAAUUUGGUGUAAAAGAAGUUGGCUGCCUUUUCUUUGCUGAAGUUGGUGGUGGGACUUAUAUGCAGCCACUUGAUGGUUCUUCGGUAGUGAAGGUGCAAGUAAGUGUUGUUGAAAAUCCUGAAGAAGCAUCAUUCUUUGAGCCAUAUGAAGCAGCACACUCCAUGCAUGAUUUAUCUAGUUUGAUUGCCCAACACUGCCGGUUAGAAUUGACAGUCAGGCAAAAAUAUGGUGCCCUGUCCAGAGGAGAUGGAGCCAUAUAUCUGCGUUUUCCUUACAAAGGGUAUCGAGAGAAAAUAUGGGAUCAUGCUGCUGGGUGUAUUGUUGUAACUGAUAUGGACCAAUUUCACUCCAUCAUUGAAGCUGGGGGUGUGGUUAUAGAUACUGCAUGGCAGCCCUUGGAUUUUUCCAAGGGAAAGCAUCUUGAUAUGGACACAGGCAUCAUUGUCACUAACCAGAAGUUAAUGCCAUUACUGUUGAAUGUAGUUAAAAAAUCCCUGAAAGAGAAAGCUCCAUCGUCAUGA